UGGGAAAGAAUGUGAGGAAUUCAUUUCCUGUCGAGCUGCUCUCACAGUGAAGGAGACAAGGAGUCAUGGCCAAGUAUGAAGCUCCUCUCAGGAGCAUGAAGGAGGUGCACCGCUGACUCUUGCUUUUGUUGGAUUUCUGUCUCCGCUCUGCUCCACAGGAUUUCUGCUGGAGGAGGAGGUGCAGCAUGGCUGAGCCCCUGCUGAAGAGGACCUUCUCCAGAUUAAGAGGCAAAGACAGGAGUCGCAGGAAAACUGACCCCAAACUGAGCGAUGUUCAGGUCUUCUCUGAAACCACACAGACUUCUUCCUCACCAUCAUCUCCAACUCUGUCAACCUCACCCAGAACAUCAACAGCACCAAAAUCAGAGCCCCCCUCGCCUCCUCGGAGCAAUAUCACUGUUGCUAAGAAACAGCAGUGGGCGCGGCAGGGAGCAGCAGGUCAGCUCUCCUGUCUGAGCUCUGCCCCCAAGCCCUCUGACUGGCAACCAUCAGGGGUGUUACAGGAUGCAUCUGAACCAAUCUGGACCCAGAGGUUGGGACUGGACCAGAACCAGCAGUCUCUUGACAGGACGCCUCGCUGUUUUCCUGUCACCCCGACGCAACUGGAAGCCUCCCAGCCUACAGGGGGCUUCAGUGACAUUCCCACGUCUGUUGUCAGCAACAAACUGUCUGGCCAGCGUGCCUACUUACAGAGCUUGGACCGCAGCAGCCGAGCAUGGGUCUUGUCUUCAGGAAAGUCUCAGGCUGCAGAAGAUGUGCGUGGUCCUCUGGAGGACCGAAGCAGCAACAUCUGGUACAAUCCCAUCCCUGAGGAGGAAGAUGCAGGAGGCCCACACAAAGAGGAGGAGGUAUGGAGGAAAAGGGAUGAAAAGGUGGAAGGGGGACAAGCAGGAAUGUCUGAUCCAAAAAAAGGAGAUUGUUGCAGUGAGUGUCCACUGGAGGGUGCCACCUCAAAGACCAGUCACCAGACGAAUGAUGUAAAAACAGAAACCACAGAUUCUCCCCCUGCAGACACAAGCCCCGCCUCUCAGAAAAAAGGGGGAGGGUCUGGUAGUGUGAUGGACAGGUUGAGGUCUCCUGGUACAGUGAGGAGACUCUCUUUAAAGAUGAAAAAACUACCUGAGCUGCGUCGAAAACUCAGCCUUCGUUCAUCUUCCCGUGCUCACCGCCAGGGAAGCAACAGUACAGAAGGGGAUGAGUCAACCAAUAAGAAUGCAGGAUCAUCUUCAGUGCUGUCCAACCAGAAUGUCAUCAGCAGAUAUCAUCUGGAUAGUUCUGCACCCCCAGCCAGACCGCUGAGACGGUCGUCCAGACGUUCAGGCAGCAAAGGAGGGUAUCUUAGUGAUGGAGAUUCCCCUGAGCUGCUGCCACGGCAACAAGGCCCUGAUCUCGCAUCACACCACGAACCUCCAUGUGAUGUGAGUUCAUUUCAGCUGUAUGUGGGUUCUGAUCCACCAAGGUGCAGCCAGAGGAUUACGGGUUUACUGACCAUCCACUUGCUGGGUCUGGAGGAGAUGAAGACCACCAGGUCAGAAGACAGUAAAGAGGUCUUCUUAGCCAUCCAGAUUGAUGGAGUGACUAGAGCGAGGACUGCCCUACUGACCCUACGAGGCCCUGCCCUCCCAUUAAACCACACCUUUCACCUUGAGCUGGAGAGGGCCCGGCAGCUCCGUGUUGUGGUUUUAACACCAGCCUGUCUGUCAGCAGUGGGAGGAGCUAAACCCGGGAGCGACCAGAGUCAUCUGUCAGAAGGUUCUACCAGGAACCGAGUGUGCUGCCUGGGUGGCGUUUCCAUCCCGCCACUCUUUAAAGGGAGUCGUAGUCAGCAGCUCUGUGUGAAGCUGGAGCCCAGGGGACUUCUUUAUGUCAAAUUGUCUUUACAGGAAAAAUGGGAUGCCCAGCAGCACCGUGGAGAUGCAUCUGCACCUACCAAUGUGUUUGGGGUUGAAUUGCACCACCUGGUGGAGAAAGAGAAAUCUGCAACUCCGGUGCCCCUGGUGAUCCAGAAAACGGUGGCUGAAAUUGAGCAACGGGGACUGAAGGUGGUGGGUCUGUACCGACUGUGUGGUUCUGCUGCUGUGAAGAAAGAGCUCAGAGACUGGUUUGAGAGGAACAGUUCGGCUGUCUGUCUGUCAGAGGACCUCUACCCCGACAUCAAUGUCAUCACAGGUAUUCUGAAGGACUACUUGCGUGAGCUGCCAUCUCCUCUUAUCACCAGGACUCUAUAUCAAGUAGUCCGAGAGGCCAUGAAACAUCAACCCCCUCCUGUGGCCUCUGACCCCCAGCUGGCCCAAAGCACAGUUCAGCUUCUGUCCUGUCUGCCAUCUCCAGAGAAGGCCACACUCUCCCUCCUGCUGGAUCACCUCAGCCUGGUGGCGUCCUUCAGCUCCUUCAACAGGAUGACCCACCAGAACCUUGCAGUCUGCUUCGGCCCAGUACUCCUCACGCCAACCCAGGAUGUGUGGAAAUCAGGAGGAACAGGGAGAGCAAGUAGAGGAAUUGGGAAGGUCUUCAGUCCUGGUGAUGAGAUGGCGAGUGCGGUAGACUUCAAACGGCACAUUGAGGCAUUGCACUACCUCCUGCAGCUGUGGCCAGUGCCGACCCAUCAAGUUCCAGCAGACAGCUACAGUGAACCCACCCCUCCGACCUCACCCAUUCUUACCCAGAAUCCCCUGGGCCGGUUGUCACAGCAGCGCCGACCUGUCAUGCGACUGGCCCUGUCUCCGAACCUGGAAGGGGAGGUAGUGGUAUCACGUCGAGGGCGAAGCGGAUUGACCCGGAUGGAGAGUCCACCGCCAGUGAACCGAUAUGCUGGAGACUGGAGUGUCUGCGGCCGCGGGCUUCUGUCUGGACAGGAAGCUGACUACGAUGAGGUGGCAGGAAGUGAGAGUGAUGAAGGAAGUGGGGAAGAGGAGGAGGGAGAAGCACAGAAGCAGGUGUGGUCCUCAGGGGUGGCAGGAGGUGGUUUGUUUGUAGACGAGUAUAUGGAUUUUGAUGCUCCAUUCAACUGCCGACUCAGCUUAAAGGACUUCGACACCCUGAUCCACGACCUGGACCGAGAGCUGGCCAAACAGAUCAACAUCUGUCUGUAGAGAAGAAGGACCUGUCUGUAAGCUAGUGCCACAGUGAUGGUGAUGAUGAAGAUAAUCAUGGUGAUAUUAGAACACAUCAAUUGUUUUUACGAGAAAACUUUCAGAUAUUUUGUCAUUUGUUUUUAUCCUUGAAAAUGAUCUUAAUGCAGAUUUUAUUUUCUGUUUGGGAGGAAAUGAUCUCAGAUCAAUUUAUUUAUAACUGGUGCCCAACCAUAAGCAUUGACUAUUCAGUCGUUUUUAACAAUCACAGUUUGUUUUAUCAUUUCAAAGAUUUAGCGACAUUCGUUUAAAGGUUCACAUGUGGAAAAAAAGAUUACUAGACUUUUUAGAUAAAUAAAAUCAGCUAAUAAUCAAAAUGCUUUUAGAUGUAGAAAAGAACAAAAUACCUAAACUAACAUUACAUGACUCUUUCUCAUUCAGAGUGCAGUUUCCUCUAAAAGAGUAAACAUGAGAAAAUCAUCAAAUGUCACAAUUAUCUGAAGCUUUUCUCAGCAAGAAACACAUUUCUAAUGAAAAGACAAACUGAAACUUUUUCAGGUGAUCCUGAAGUCUGUGUUGAAAUACUGACAUCAGGCAGGAAGAAGUUUGACUUUUCUAAAAACAAUCAGCAGAACAUCGAACCAGGACCAGGCUGUGCUGUGCCAAAAGAAGCAGUACCAAACUAAUGCAUAUGUUCCCAAAGGCAGGAGAACCUGCAGAAGAUUCUCACUGCAGGUUCCAUCUUGACAUUAGCAGGAGUCAUGCCCAGGGCUCUUAUGGGUCAGGCAGAAUGUAUUCACGUUGGUUCCUGGUGAAUGUGUUCUGUUACACGGUACUUUCCUUUCCAGAUCAGUUCUGUAUGUAUGUAGUCCCACUGAAUGAACAGGUAUACUUUGGUUGAAUCGGAAAAGGGUAGAAUGCCUUCUCCAGGUCAGGGAUGAGGUCCUGCCUCAAGUGGAAGAGUUAAAGUAUCUCAGGGUCUUGUUCACAAGUGAGGGAAAGAUGGAGCUGGAGAUCAAUAGGUGGGUUGGUGCUGCAUCUGCAGUGAUGCGGGCGCUGUACCGGUCUGUCGUGGUGAAAAGAGAGCUGAGCUGGAAGGCAAAGCUCUCGAUUUAUUGGUUGCUCUACGUUCACCCUCACCUAUGGUCACGAGCUUUGGGUAAUGAUCGAAAGAAUGAGAUCGCGGAUACAAGCGGUCGAAAUGAGUUUUCUCCGCAGGGCGGCUGGGCUCUCCCUUAGAGAUAAAGUGAGAAGCUCAGUCAUCUGGGAGGGGCUCGGAGUAGAUUCGCUGCUCCUCCACAUCGAGAGGAGCCUGUUGAGGUGGCUCAGGCACCUGUAUGGGAUGCCUCCUGGACGCCUCCCUGGUGAGGUUUUCUGGACAUGUCCAACCGGGAGGAGACUUAAAGAGAGACCCAGGACACGCUGGAGGGACGACAUCUCUCAGCUGGCCAGGAAACGCCUUGGGAUUCCCCCGGGAGAGCUGGCCCAAGUGGCUGGGGAGAGGGAAGUCUGGGCCUUCCUGCUUAGACUGCUGCCCCUGCGACACAAACCCGGAUAAGCGGACGAAAAUGGAUGAAUAGAUAUUGGUAGAAAUUCGAAGCUAAUUGUGACUAAAGAACUAUUUGCUUCAUUUCUACAGAACACUUCAAACACAAUAUUUCUACCCUACUUCACAAGGUGCAGAGAGGAACCAAAUCUCUGAGUGGGUAGAGCUACAUUUAAUGAGUUCGAGGGAAACAACUUUCCAAUGAGUCUGAGUUAAACCAAAACCUGUUCAGAUCACAUGGAACUAAAGAUUUUGAGAAAAAAAAGACUGAUGAUGGAUAUCAGUCAGAAAAUCAUCCAGUUGAAAAGCAGGAAUAAACCAAAGCUCCAGACGUUGUGUCUCAGUGCCAGCCUGCAUGGUGAACUUGUCUACGUGAAGGUAGUUCUACCUGUACUGAGCUGGGCUGAGCUGUAGCAUACCAUGCAACCAAAACAAAGGUAAAACAACCAGAUCAUACAAUCAAUCAUAUUCAAUCUUUGACCCUGGCUGACUCUUGGUUCUGGUUGGGUGUUUUCAGCCCACUUUGACUUAAUUUGAUCUUGUUUGAUUGACCUUCUAGGACUCGUUUGACCUUGAUCGACCCCGUUUGGUGCUGACUGAACUUGUUUGACUCACUUUACUCUGUUUGAACUUGGUUGACCUUGUUGAACCUGUUUCACGCUGAUCUUAUUUGACUUUGUUUGACCCUGGCUGACCUUUUGCACUGUUAAGGCCAUAUAUUCACAUGUUUAAAAACUGGUUUUUGAAGUGAAGAAGCUGCAGAUGUUGCUGCACUGCUGCCUCACGGGGACAGCAGAGUGUUUUGGUAUUUCAUGGUACAGUCUUUCUCACUGUGAGCUUGUGAAGCCAUUUGUUUUUGUUUUGUUUUGUUUUGUUUUUUUUGGGGGGGGGGGGGGGGGUUGACAGUAUUACUUUAUUUUGCACACUUUCAGUAAGCACUUAUGUUUUUACUGAUGAUGAUGAUGUUUCUAUGCAAAUGAUGUAACCAAAGUGUUAAAGCACAGUUCCAGUUGGAGCAACUAUAGCGGCCUGUUUGUUUAUUUUUCAGCAAAUUCAGAAAUUAAACACAAUAUUGUUAUUAAAAUAAUUAAUUUAA
This is a messenger RNA of Nothobranchius furzeri (turquoise killifish), 5713 nucleotides long. RefSeq names its product rho GTPase-activating protein SYDE1. Gene Ontology annotation, molecular function: GTPase activator activity. Gene Ontology annotation, cellular component: synaptic membrane. The record is from RefSeq and is a predicted model, not a curated record. Gene Ontology annotation, biological process: regulation of Ras protein signal transduction; signal transduction; cell migration. NCBI's taxonomy places the organism in Eukaryota, Metazoa, Chordata, Actinopteri, Cyprinodontiformes, Nothobranchiidae.